UUCCCUCCCCACACGUACGCGCUUUGAUUCCUUCUGCAACCACCUCGAGAAGUUGGAGUCACGAGAGACCCCAACUUCGCAGUUUUUGUGAUCCGACCUGUUGAUGUUUUUAUCGGUCUCAUUGAAACGCUCGCGGUUGGCCCAGCUGAAACACACACCCCCUCUCUGAGGUGUAGACUAAGCUCAAAAGCAAGCAAGAGUUUGCUCAUCAGCAUCCGUUCCGCGUUUCACCUUGUGCUAGCUUCUUAUCCGCAUUCGCUUUCAAGGGUUUUAUUGUACUGUAGUUAUUUAAACUACUUGUUUUAAUUCGCGAGGUUUGUGUAGAUGCGACGUGAUAUUUAUUUAGAGAGAAGAGCUAAAUGAAGAGGGUCACACACAUGUAGCCGUGGUGAAGCUAGCCGAGGAAGUGGACAGUUACUUUUCCAUCCGUGUACGGUGGAAGGAGUCGCCUGAAGGAUUGUUUUCUUAACGUACAGCUAUGGAGGAGCUAAAUGUCACAUAAAGGCUGACGUUUUCCACUUUUCGGGACACUGAUAACGUUACUUUCGCCAUAACUGGCGGUUAAUUUGCCUGUAACUGUAGAGUUAAGUGAGUUAACGUUAGCUGGGGAUUCAUAAUCCACCGCUAGCUAUUAGCCAUUCCUCCAAGGUUUUAGUUCACCGAGUUGUUUAUUACCGUAUUCACAGUUAAUGGUGUGGCAGUUAGGAAUUCGCGUUGAUAAAUUGAUAGAGUGCGUUUAGAAGAUGUCCUUUUUCAAUUUUCGGAAGAUAUUUAAGCUGGGCACGGAGAAGAAGAAGAAACAGUAUGAGCACGUUCACAGAGACUGCAAUCCUGAAGAGGUGUGGGAGAUCGUGGGAGAACUCGGAGAUGGAGCCUUUGGGAAAGUGUACAAGGCGCAGAACAAGCAGACUGGGAUCUUGGCUGCAGCGAAAGUGAUCGAUACCAAAACAGAAGAAGAGCUGGAGGAUUACAUGGUAGAGAUUGACAUCCUCGCUUCCUGUGACCAUCACAACAUAGUCAAACUGCUGGAUGCCUUUUAUUACGAGAGCAAACUAUGGAUUCUCAUUGAGUUUUGUGCUGGAGGGGCGGUGGAUGCUGUUAUGUUAGAGCUGGAGCGGGCGCUAACAGAACCUCAGAUCCGGGUUGUGUGUAAACAGACGCUGGAGGCGUUGACCUACCUCCAUGAGAAUAAGGUUAUUCACAGGGACCUAAAGGCUGGAAAUAUCCUCUUUACUGGAGACGGGGACGUCAAAUUGGCUGACUUUGGAGUGUCUGCGAAGAACACAAAGACCCUACAGAGAAGAGACUCUUUCAUUGGAACGCCAUACUGGAUGGCACCCGAAGUGGUAAUGUGCGAGACGUCAAAGGACAGACCGUAUGACUACAAAGCAGACAUCUGGUCACUUGGGAUCACACUGAUCGAGCUGGCGCAGAUCGAGCCGCCCAACCAUGAGAUGAACCCAAUGAGAGUCCUGCUAAAAAUAGCAAAGUCUGAUCCCCCCACACUUGCCUCUCCAUCACGCUGGUCUCCAGAGUUCAGUGAUUUUCUGAGGAAGGCUCUGGAUAAGAAUAUAGACAACAGGUGGAAUGCUGAUCAGCUUCUACUGCAUCCAUUUGUUACGAGUGUCGUGGAUAACAAACCAGUGCGGGAUCUGAUCGCCGAGGCCAAAGCGGAAGUGCUUGAGGAGAUUGAGGAGGGGAAAGAGAAAGAGGAAGAGGAAGAGGAGGAAGAAGAGCCUGAAGCACAGCCGGUGGUGCCUGGACACAAACGUGCAUUAUCGGACACCAGCAUUGGCAGCUCGGAGGAUGAGAGGCACACACCAACUCUUGAGUCGGUCACAGAGAAGGUUGAACCUGAGAGAAAACACAGUUUAGAGGAUAAAGCUAGUGACAAGACCUCCGAUGCGAGAGAGCCGGAGCUCGCUGAAGGUGAGAAGAUGAACGGGGGAAGCGCAUCAGACACCAGCACAGAGGACUCGCGCUCUGUUGAGGAGACCAUACCUACACCAGUCCCCAACGAAGAAGAGGUUUCUGAUCAGCUAAACUCUCCAGCCACAAAUGACGCUGAAACUGUCCUCCAAAAGAUUGUCAGUGAGGAGACUGGAGAGGAGGAGAAGAAAGAAGUGAAGGCGCAAGAGCCAGAAGAGAAGAAAGAAGAACAGAAUGAAGGAAUGCAGAAGAUCGAGGAACACAAAACACACAUCACCACAGAUGCUACAGAAGAAAUUGACCUGCUUUUAGAAAGAGAUGAACAACAGAUCAAACCUGACAGUGUUUCUGAACAAGUCGUCACUGAAGAAACUGAGGAAGAGAAAAAGCAACUGGUUGGUGAAGAGAGAACAGUAACCUCACCAGAUGUUGCUACAGGAGACGUGGAAGAGAAGCUUCCUCAGGAGGCAACAAAAACCCAAGAUGUUGCUGAAGAGAAGACUGCGAGAUCCGAACCCGAAGAUGCCUCCGAAACGAAAGCUAAGCCUGUACCACAAAACAUACCACCCGAUGUCAUAGGCCAGAGCCCUGUGAAUGAAAGGCCUGGUGUUUUCAUCAAUGGUGCAAAAGAAGAAGAGGUCGUGGCAACAGAAGAAGCCAAUGCAGACAGACCAGAGACCCAACCUCAGCGGGACCUGAAAGCAGCCCCUGUGGCUAAUCCUGAUGUUGAAAAGGAGAAGGAUUCUGACUCGGGCAGCAGUUCAGCUGCGGAUACUAACAGCAUCGACAUCAACCUGUCAAUCUCCAGCUUCCUCUCCAAAAGCAAAGAGGGAUCCAUGUCAUUACAGGACACCAGGCGCCAAAAGAAGACCCUGAAGAAGACCCGCAAGUUCGUAGUUGAUGGGGUGGAAGUCAGCGUCACCACUUCUAAGAUCGUCACAGACAAUGACACCAAGAGCGAGGAACUUAGAUUUCUGAGGCGUCAGGAGCUUCGAGAGCUCAGACUGUUGCAGAAAGAAGAGCAGAGAUCUCAACAGCAGCUCAGCAACAAACUCCAGCAGCAGAAAGAGCAGCUCUUCAGACGCUUCGAGCAGGAGAUGACUGGGAAAAAGCGUCAGUAUGACCAGGAAGUGGAGAACCUUGAGAAAACUCAGAAACAGAACAUAGAGCGUCUGGAGCAGGACCACACCAACCGACUGCGGGAUGAGGCCAAGAGGAUCAAAGGAGAGCAGGAUAAGGAGCUCUCAAAGUUCCAGAACAUGCUGAAGAACCGCAAAAAAGAGGUCAAACAAGAGGUCGGACUUUCCCCCAAACACAUGAGAAAAGAUCUCUUGAAACGCUUAAAGGAAGACCUAGCAGUCAUUCGACACGAAGAGGAGCAAGAGUUUCUUCAGAGGCAGCAGCAGGAGCUGGAUGGAGCGCUGAAGAAGAUCAUCCAGCAGCACAAACUGGAGAUCGCUACUAUAGAGAGAGACUGUCUCAACCACAAGCAGCAGCUCAUGAGAGCUCGGGAGGCAGCCAUGUGGGAGCUGGAGGAGCGCCACCUGCAGGAGAAACACCAGCUCCUGAAGCAGCAGCUGAAGGACCAGUACUUCAUGCAGAGACAUCAGCUUCUCAAGAGGCAUGACAAGGAAAUGGAGCAGAUGCAGGGUUUUAACCAGCGGCUGAUAGAAGAAAUGAAGAACAGACAGGCUCAGGAGAGGGCACGCCUGCCAAAGAUCCAGCGCGGCGAAGCAAAGACCCGCAUGGCGAUGUUUAAAAAGAGCUUGAGGAUCACUGGCACAGGAACACCAGAGCAGGACAGGGAAAAGAUCAAACAGUUUGCCGCUCAAGAGGAGAAGAGACAGAAGAACGAGAGACUUCAUCAGCAUCAGAAACACGAGAACCAGAUGAGAGACCUACAGCUGCAGUGUGAUUCCAACAUCAGAGAGCUUCAACAGAUGCAGAAUGAGAAGUGCCACCUGCUGAUUGAACAUGAGACUCAGAAGCUGAAGGAGUUGGAUGAGGAGCACAGUCAGGAGUUGAAAGACUGGAGGGAGAAGCUUCGGCCCAGGAAGAAGGCUCUGGAGGAGGAGUUCACACGCAAACUGCAGGAACAGGAAGUAUUCUUUAAGAUGAGCGGAGAAUCUGAAUGUCUCAACCCAACGGCCCAAAGCAGAGUCUCCAAAUUCUACCCUAUUCCAAGCAUUCAGUCCUCAGGCUCAUAACCUUCAUGCUGUAGCUUUGUUUGAAGCACCGAAAGGCUGUUUUUGUAAAGGGGUCAAAUACCAUAGGAAAGGUAUGACAUCAGAAUAUAUGCAUGGUGUUGAAAUGCAAUUCUGUAUUAUGAAGAAUACAGGGAGGAUUUAUUUUAACAGUGAAUGACAAGAUAUAUGCAUUAUCUUGACGUGCUUUUUUGCCACAUUGAAUCCAAUGGAUUAAUGUUUUAGUUUUUUGUCUGUGGUCAUCUGGUGAUUUAUGUUUGAGAUAUCGGCACAAAUUAACAAUGGAUACACUCAGGCAAAAUCAUCUUUUUGGGAUACAUGAAGAGAUAAGCCUUAAUUGGGGUCACAUGGUGCAAAGCCCAUAAAAAGCAUGACGUCACAUAGGUGAGUUUGUGUUAGGUCACUUAAAAAAAACGUAAUGAAGGACUCUGGUUACCAUUGCGCUCUGUUCUCAAAAUGUUGCACAAAGGUUGCACAGCUAACUUUAAUAGCAUAUCAGUGCUCUUAUGCUGUCGUUAUCAGAUGUUAUUUGUUGUGGGGGGUUUUUUUCACUGCGAUUUUGCCGUAUUGAUCUUUUUUUAUUUUGAUGCAAGGUCAUUUUAAAACAAACUCUUUUUUUUAACUUAGGAAUUUAUUUACUCUUGAUACAUUAUGAUAAAAGACAUUUGCAGUGCCCAUACACAUAAGGAAUGUAAUAUAAACUGUAAGGAUCUAUAAUAGGAUUUUAUUGCACAGGUUUAAAACAAAUUUAACAUAUGCAGUGAUCUCUAAGUACAUUACAAGAAAUAGUGCCCUUAAAUUUUAUAUGAUGAUGUCGUUUUUCCUCAUUGUUUUGGCAAGUGACUUCCCAUCCUUAGCACCCAGUUUUUCUUUUUUUUUUAGCACAAUUAUUUCACAUAUUUGAAGGAGAAUAAGGCAGUCUUGGCUUUUGAAUGUUUUCAUAAAUGGUAUUAGAAGGUUAUUUAUGUGGUUUUUUUAUUGUUGCUUAUUUCAUGUUUCAUCAAGAGGGUAAGUAAAUAUAAAAUUGCAUGUUACAUUGAUUGUCUUUAUUCAUUUUAGUUUUUUGGAAGGACACAUUCUUUUAUUAUCAGAUAUAGAGCAUUGUUUUGAAUUGUCAUAUGCAAGCUUCAACAGUAUGCAAAGCAUUUUAAUGAAAAGUCUUGGACAUUUAUCACUGUUGCUGUGGACUUUUUACCUGAUUCAAGCUCUGUUUUUGAUAACAUGUUGUGCAAGACAGACACAUAUCAUGUUUUUGUUAUCUUAUCCAUGGUGGCACAUGCUGUGCUCAUACAUUAAUUCUGAGUGAAAACCUACAUGCUGUAUUUGACCAGAGCUCUUCGAACAGAGCUUAGUGUUUAAAUGUAUGUACAUCCUAGUGUCAUACUGCUGAAAAUUCACUUUGAUGAAUAUCAGAUGCAUUUUUGAGGUCAAUUUGAUUCUAUAUGUAAAAGCUUGUGUCCAUUGUUAUACUGUAAGAAUGCUGUAAAUAAAACUAUCAUUGUAUUUUGA
Molecule: messenger RNA, 5642 nt
Organism: Triplophysa dalaica
Lineage: Eukaryota; Metazoa; Chordata; Actinopteri; Cypriniformes; Nemacheilidae
Gene: slka
Product: STE20-like kinase a
Exons: 19
Coding region: 744-4136 (1130 amino acids)
Biological process (GO): protein phosphorylation
Molecular function (GO): protein serine/threonine kinase activity; ATP binding
Source: RefSeq, a predicted model, not a curated record